Messenger RNA from Gadus morhua (Atlantic cod), 1278 nucleotides. It is a transcript of the gene cideb, whose product is annotated as cell death inducing DFFA like effector b. NCBI's taxonomy places the organism in Eukaryota, Metazoa, Chordata, Actinopteri, Gadiformes, Gadidae. The transcript is spliced from 5 exons. Gene Ontology annotation, biological process: apoptotic process; regulation of apoptotic process. The record is from RefSeq and is a predicted model, not a curated record. The coding region runs from base 125 to 763 and encodes 212 amino acids.
CUGGGAUCAAAGUCCGAUAGAGGGGGAUUGUCAGGACACUCACAACAAGUCCUGACCCAGAGACCGGACGCUUGAUACGGAGCCUACAAUAAGACCAAAAUAAAGGACAGAACACUCCGAUAAGAUGGACACGACAUCUUCAUUGUUCAAGUCAGUUACCAGGCGGGUGUGGUCUCCGCCCCAGCGGCCCUUCCGGGUGUGCACCCACACCCGGGACACAAGGAAGGGCGUCACAGCAGGGACCCUGGAGGAGCUGCGGGAGCGGGCGUGUCAGUCCCUGCUGCUGGCGCUGUCGGCCGUGUCCGUGGUGCUGGUGUGUGAGGAGGACGGCACCGAGGUGGACUCGGAGGAGUUCUUCAUGGCGCUGCCGGACAACACCGUGCUCAUGACCCUAGAGGGUGGCCAAACAUGGAAGCCAAUACCGGGUGCAGUCGUCAGUCAAUACCAAGGCAGCAACAAAAAGCCACGCAACGGAAAAGACAUUGCCCGCGUCACCUUUGACCUGUACAGGAUACACCCCAAGGACGUCUUUGGGUCUCUGAGCGUCAAUGCCACCUACCGGGGCCUGUACUCCAUCGGUGCUGACUUCCAGUGCCUGGGGCCCAAGAAAAUCCUCAGGGAAGUUCUGAGGGUCGCCUCCACUCUGCUGCAGGCCGCCGGACACCUGCUCAUCACCUCGGCCUCCAUGAUCCGCCGCAUCAUCGAAGGGGCGGAGCUCUGGCAGCCCCAGAGGGAGGGCGAAUAUACAGCCAAUUGGAACUGAGCAUUGCUAAGGGGGAGGUUUUUAGUGAAUGAACCUUGAAGCCUUCAAUUCUAGGAGAAGGUACGUUGGUUCAACAGUGACCGGGCCAUUGCUCGGAGAAGGGGCAAACACAUGUUUAUCUAAUCAUGACAGUGAUUAGAGGCAGUGGCAUGCGUCCAGGUCCAUAAUUAUCUUAACGAGCUACACUUGUUGUUGUUGGUUGGCUCAUCAUCUUGCUAGGAAUUGGACUAUAAUUGGUUUGUUGGUUAUUCAGUAUAGCUUUAGAGUUAUAGAAAUGUCGUAUGCUCUGUGACUUUUCCAAAGCCCAUGGCAUCUUUCUGAUAUUUUUAUCCUUAUGACCCAAUUGACAAUCGUAUGUUUUUUAUGUUUGGGAAGUCAAGUUAAUUUCUAACAGAAUAUAACUUCCUAGCAGAAGACUGGCAUUCAAGUCUCAUUGCAUUUCUGUUAUUUUGUAUAUUAGGAAUUAUGAGUGAUGUUUUCUAAUCUGUGGUGUAAAAUAAAAAGAGCAAAUGUUU